Molecule: messenger RNA, 1242 nt
Organism: Bemisia tabaci
Lineage: Eukaryota; Metazoa; Arthropoda; Insecta; Hemiptera; Aleyrodidae
Gene: Mlf
Product: myeloid leukemia factor
Source: RefSeq, a predicted model, not a curated record
CCCAUUUCUUUAUCCUUGUUAGUUCUAGCAACUUCCAUUGCUAUAUUUUGCGACUUCGGAGCAAUUUUUUACGUUCUUCGUCCUCGUCCUUUUUGUGAAACGUUAACGUGUCACUUGUCAGUCUUAAAUCUUAAUAAACCCUCGCCUCGUUAUUUUAUCGAUUAGUGUCCCUUUCUGUCCUGCCUGCAAGUGUUUUCACAUCCAGUGAAAAAAUGUUCGGAUCCAUGAUGGGAGGAUUCGACAUGGGUAUGGGAUUUGACGAUGACGAUAUGUUCGGAAACCCCUUCAGGCAAAUGAACAACAUGAUGAACUCAAUGCUUGCAAAUCCAUUUGGUGGAAUGUUUGGGCAGAACAUGCUCAUGGAUCCUUCUCAACAACAGAGACGAGGCCACCACAGGAAUAAUGAUAUGAUGAUGCCUUUCGGCGGAAUGUUUGGAGGAAUGCAACAACUCAUGUCUCAAAUGAAUACUGACCCGAACUGCCAUUCCUUCAGCUCCAGUUCUGUAAUGACAAUGACCAGUGGCCCAGAUGGUCGGCCGCAGGUCUAUCAAGCAUCCUCAUCCACGCGGCAAGGUCCAGGGGGCGUGAAAGAGACAAAAAAGACACUGUGUGAUUCAAGAAAAGGUAUUAAAAAAAUGCAAAUUGGCCACCACAUUGGGGAAAGAGCUCAUGUCAUUGAACGAGAGCAAGACUUAAAUUCAGGACAGCAAGAAGAAAAUCAAGAAUUCAUCAACCUUGAAGAAGAUGAAGCCGACUCAUUCAACCAUGAAUGGAUGCAAAAAACUCAAAGGUACUCCCGCAGAGGACAGCAUGAUGCAAUUGGCUAUGGAUCCCCAAGGCAUCAUCGUCACUCAAAUGGACCUCAACUUGCUCUUCCUUCCAGCACAUCCCAUAGGGAAAGAAGCGUGGAAGACCGUGAUGAUUUUCAUCAGGGAGGCGUGGAAAUUACUGAAGUUACGGAGGAGCCAGAUGAGAAAGAAGAAUCCGAAAUUAACGAGCCAUCAAAUAUCCUAGAGCCCGGAGACCUCAGGCGGAAACGUGAUCACGAUCAUGAAGAUGUGCCUGCAAGAAAAUCAAAAAAAUCCACAAAGAAACAAAAAUAAAUCGCUGAACUUUUCCUAUGAUCUAAUCUAUCUGUGAGAAUAUCGUGUAAGUUAUGUGCAAAUCCCUCUCUAGUCCGUCAUAGUUGCAAGUACGGACUAUCUCUAAAAUUUUUGAUAAAGCUUGAAGUGAAAAUUGUCA